UCGUUUUUGGCUUACAGGGAACAGAAAACAAUAUCCUCCUACGUGUCAAAGACACUACGUGGCAAUGAAGUGGCACAUCAAGUAUUGCCAUCCGUCAGAGUCUCAUAUGGGGUGGUGUGGUGGUGGCUAAAAUUUUGUUUGUGUUGCAUGUCGACAUCUUUUCCUUCUUAUCGGUUACGUUGCCAUGACACCAAAGUUUGUCCAAACUAUGGUUAAAAGUUUGUCUCCUUAUCGAUACUCGUUCUUUAUUUUUAUUUUUUUUUGCAUUCUUAAAAUAAUUCAAAAGCAAAUGCAAUGUUGGAGGGAGCUUAGUGAUUUGUCUAAUGUCCCAUAUUUUAAAAAAAAAGCUAUGAUAACAAAAAAGUUUUUUCAAUUGGGUUUUUAAAUGCGGAGCCAAUGAUGAACAUUAGUGGUACUUGGUAUACUAUAUAGUACUAUUUGUUUGAUGGUGGGAAUGAAAGCAACAGUUUUGUGCUUAAGUGACUAAGAAAUGAUCUAUUGUGGUCUUGCUUGCCUUUUUCUUCUCCUUGGCGAUCCUUUUUAAUCACAUCAACUUCUUCGUUCACACUUCAAACAUUCCUUCUAUUAUGGCUGGAGCAGGGCAGAGACGAAAAGGACUCAGCUACUCAUGUAUUCUCCUAAUAGUGAUUGCUGGUAUGGAGAGGUUUGCAUUCAAAGGAGUUGCAUCGAAUCUGGUGACUUAUCUAACAGAUGUGGUAAACAUGAGCAAUUCUUCUGCGGCCAAGACGGUGAACAAUUGGUACGGCUUCACUUCCAUGCUUCCACUCUUGGUUGCACCACUUGCCGACUCCUACUGGCACAGAUACACCACUAUAUUAAACUCUUCUUUUCUCUACGUUGUGGGGCUGAUGGCAUUGACAUUAUCAGCAUUGACAAGGUCAUGGUCCCCAUCAAACACAACAAGGUCUUCUUUAUUUAUCUUUUGGCCCCUCUAUUUAAUUUCUCUAGGCCAAGGUGGAUACAACUCAUCUUUGCAAGCCUUUGGAGCAGAUCAACUGGACAAUAUUGAAGAGGAAUUGCCUAGCAGCAAAGAUGAGCAGAAAUCUAAUGUAAAGAGUUUGUUCUUCCAGUCGUGGUAUUUUGGAGUCUGUGGUGGUAGCUUGUUGGGAGUCACUGUAAUGUCCUAUAUCCAAGACACUUUUGGUUGGGUUUUGGGAUUUGCCAUACCAACUGUAGCAAUGGUUGUGUCAAUCGUAUUUUUCUCAAGUGGAAGUCGAAUUUAUACGUAUAGACAAAAUGAGAAAAUGGGUUAUAAGCCUAUCACGAGCGUGAUUCAGAGCAUCAAAGAAACUGCAUCCAAGUUCCUAAGUUGCAAAAUAGCCUUACCAGAUGAAAAGGAUAUAGUCGAGCUAGAGCUUCAAGAGAAACCUUUUUGCCAUCAAAACAAUGAAACCAAGGAAGGCUUGGAUGAGAGCCGAAGAAAUGGAGUUUUACUGCUCGAAAAUGCAAAAGUAGUACUUCGGCUUUUGCCCAUAUGGACAAUGCUUCUAAUGUUCGCUGUAAUCUUCCAACUCCCUGCAACUUUCUUUACUAAGCAAGGCAUGACAAUGAAGAGGAACAUCGGAAGCAGCUUCCAGAUCCCACCAGCAACGCUUCAGAGUGCCAUUACACUCUCUAUAAUGCUCCUGAUGCCCUUGUAUAACAAAGUUCUUAUACCAAUUGCGCAGUUUGUCACCCGAGACGAAAAGGGCAUCAGCGUAAUGCAAAGGAUGGGGAUAGGGAUGUUUCUUUCCAUCAUAGCAAUGAUGAUCGCAGCAGGGGUGGAAACAGAGAGGCUAAAACUGAGCAGAAAGAUGGGAAUUCAUGAAUCAAGAUCGGAAAUAGUGCCUCUAAGCAUCUUUUGGUUGCUACCACAGUAUAUUCUUUUGGGUAUCUCUGAUAUUUUUACAGUGGUUGGUAUGCAAGAGUUCUUCUACUCUGAAGUCCCCGUUAGAAUGAGAACAAUGGGGUUUGCUCUAUAUAAUAGUGUUUUUGGUGUGGGAAGCUUUCUGAGUGCCAUUUUGAUCUCAAUCAUUGAAGAUUUAACCAGAGGAAGCAAUAGCUGGUUCUCUGAUGAUAUGAGCAAAGCACGGCUGGACAAAUACUACUGGUUUUUGACCGGCCUAAGUGGACUGAGCUUGCUGUUAUAUAUCAUAUUGUGUAAAUGUUACACAAGUAGGAAAGAUUUAGGUGUUUGAAAAAUGUAAAUUCAUUUGUCGUCUUGUUUUCUUUGCCGAACAUAUAGUUUUAUUAUUAUUUUUUUUUUAACAAAGGAUUUAGAUCCUCUUCUUUUCCUUAAUCCUUGUUUUUUCAAUCCAAUGGUAAAAGGCCAACUUAAUAAAAUUAAUGGAACUUACUCC
Messenger RNA from Ziziphus jujuba (common jujube), 2360 nucleotides. Its product is annotated as protein NRT1/ PTR FAMILY 5.9. Gene Ontology annotation, molecular function: transmembrane transporter activity. Gene Ontology annotation, cellular component: membrane. The transcript has 4 exons. Gene Ontology annotation, biological process: transmembrane transport. Lineage: Eukaryota; Viridiplantae; Streptophyta; Magnoliopsida; Rosales; Rhamnaceae. The record is from RefSeq and is a predicted model, not a curated record. The coding region runs from base 588 to 2198 and encodes 536 amino acids.